CUAGCUUCUUUCGCGUUUACUUUAUUGAAUUUGCAGUUGCUCAGGCUCUUUGCAACAAUAUUGGUGCAGCAUGGCUGCCUUUAAGAGCUUUAAGUCUCUCGUCCAGCUGCAACACAAAGAAGGAACUUUAUUUCAAGUGGUCGGAGACUCUAGCAAGCUGCCCAAGUGGUUCCACACCGAGCAUCUGGAUGAUCCAAAAACAAUGUACGUGGAUGCUUGGCUCGUGGAAAUGAUGUUUGGUAAGGAUGGAGAGUACAUCCCGCAUGUCGAGUGUGUGACACGUACCUUGCUUCACGUGAACCAGUGGAACUCUGAAGAGGAAGCUGAGAUUUUGAUAUUCGGGCCUCCUGAUUACCAAAAGGAUGUUUCCCAGAUGAUAUCGAACUUGGUUGACUAUUUUUCCAAGAAAGUAAUUCAAGAGGAGGACUGUUCUCAAACUGAGACCCAGUGUCUUCCUGUGGAGGUUCAGGAGGCUGCCCCCGAGCUGACUCUGGUGGAGGUCCAUGAUGCUGCCACCCAGCUGUCUCCAGUGGAGGUCCAUGAGGCUGCCACCCAGCUGUCUCCAGUGGAGGUCCAUGAGGCUGCCACCCAGCUGUCUCCAGUGGAGGUCCGUGAGGCUGCCACCCAGCUGGCUCCUGUGGAGGUCCGUGAGGCUGCCACCCAGCUGGCUCCUGUGGAGGUCCGUGAGGCUGCCACCCAGCUGACUCUGGUGGAGGACGCUCAUUCUACCCAGCUGGCUCCAGUGGAGGACGGUGAUGCCGCCACCCAGCUGGCUCCGGUGGAGGACGGUGAUGCCGCCACCCAGCUGGCUCCGGUGGAGGACUGUGAUGCCGCCACCCAGCUGGAUCCUGUGACGGUCCACGAGGAUGCUAGUGAAGCUGCCAACACGCACACUUAAGGGGAGGUCCACCAGGAUGUCACUAAGCAGUUUCCCAUUGAAGUCUGUGAGGCUGCCACCCUCCCUAGCAGCCCUUUGUAGAGGUCU
This is a messenger RNA of Onychomys torridus (southern grasshopper mouse), 985 nucleotides long. It is a transcript of the gene Khdc3l, whose product is annotated as KH domain containing 3 like, subcortical maternal complex member. NCBI's taxonomy places the organism in Eukaryota, Metazoa, Chordata, Mammalia, Rodentia, Cricetidae. Gene Ontology annotation, molecular function: RNA binding. Gene Ontology annotation, cellular component: protein-containing complex; apical cortex. The transcript has 3 exons. The record is from RefSeq and is a predicted model, not a curated record. Bases 71 to 898 code for a protein of 275 amino acids.